AUGGAAAAACCGGCGAAGAAAACUGCAAUUGGUGGGUUUUUUUUUAGAUUACAAGGGGCUUUUUUUCAGAAACAAGAUUUAAAAUUUAUCCAAAAAAUUUCUAGAACUGGAACUAAUCUGUGAUCGAAGUUACAGAGCUCCAAAAUGAGUCUGUAAUUGAUUUUAAAGAAUUUUUUUGGAUAAAAUGUUCUAGAAGCAAAUUUUGGCUUUUGAAAUGUUCUCUCAUAAAAAUUUCGAAACGUAAAAAAAUCUGGAUUUUUUGGGGGGAACCAAGAAAUUCGCACAAAUCUUUAGACUGAACCAAAACCUUAACCAAUUAAUACUUUUGUGAUUUUUAGGUGCAUUCUUUGGUCGUUUCAAUCGAAGUAAAAGCCGUGAUAUUUCUGAUGAAACAAUUCAUAAUAACAGCAAAAAAACCGAUAUGUAAGUUUUCUUAUAACAAAUAUUCUAUUUAAUUUCUAAAAUUUUCAGUCAUCAUAACCCAAUUUCUUCUUCUUCCUCAACAUCGACUUCAAAAGAUGAAGAUUUGAUUCAAAAUUCAGUUUCAUCUUCGAAAUCUGAUGGAAAUUUGAAAGAGAAGGAGCACAAGGAUUCGCCAGCUCGGAGAAUUUUUUAGAAGAUUUUCGAAUUUUAGAUCGAGUAGCAGAAACAGAGUGAGUUUUUGAACGAAAAAUGAUUUCUAGAAGUUCUGAUCAUGGUCCCGUCAGGAAAAAUCGCAGAACUUAACUCGUAACUUGAGUUAUGACGUGGCAAAUUUCGAAAAUAUUGAGAAAUGAGCAAGAAAUUAGAUGGAGCACAUUUGAAAAUGCUCAAAUAUUGAUGUGAGAGGCUCAAAAUGAGUUUACUUCAGAAAAAAUGUAAUACAUAUAUGGCCGAACUAUUUGAGUGGCCUAAAAAUGUCAGGAAUUCGGCCAAUGCAACACAUUCGCUCUAAUCUUACUGAAAUUAUUAAUGUUGGACGAAUUCCCGACAUUUCUAGGCCACUCAAAUAGUUCGGCCAUAUGUGUAUUCUUCAAUUUUUUGUGAAGUAAAUUCAUUUUGAGGCUCAUACAUCAAUAUUUGAGCAUUUUCAAUAUUUUCGAACUUUGCCACGUCAUAACUCAUGUUCUACAAUUUUCGACGACGGGAUCGUGAUCAGCGGAUUGAAAAGUUCUAGAAAAAAUAUUUUGAAUCCCCUCCCCUUCUUCUCAAAAAAUAAAAUUGCAGGCCGAAUCAAGCGAAUCAACACCAAAACCUUUAAAAGGUCGCCAGCCGGGUGGAAUUAUGAAAUCUGAGCAAGAUUUGGCGAACGCCAUCAAAACCACCCCAAAUAGUCAUUUUUCUCGACAAAAUCAUGUCACAUUUAGUUCCGGCGCAAUGUCAGAAAUGGAUUUGAGGAAUGUCACAACUCGCAAUUAUCAUGUUCGUUUUUUUUUGGGUUUUUUGUGUUUUUCACACCGGAAAUAAUAUAUUCAAAGCAUAUUCAUUGUAGGUCACAAUGCCUGAUGAUGAUUUUGGUUUUGGGGAAAAGUCGCCACGUGGAUUUUUGUCGGAGAAUGAUUUGACGACUGGAAAUAUUGAGAUUGGUGAAAAUGUUAGCCGAACUCCCAGUUAUUUGAAAUUGUCUUGUUCGAUUUAUGGUUAUAGCAAGUGAGUUGCUGAAAAAUCAUUAAAAAACCGCGAUUUUUUUUUGAAUUUUCGCGAGAAAUGUUCAAGAAUUGCUGAAAAUAAAUAAUUCGUAGUUUGAAAAUAUGAAAUAACAUCUAGUACCGGAUGGUUCCUCGAUUUUCGAAAUUGUACAAGUUGGUAAUGAUAAUUUUUGAAUUGUUGCUCGGUGAAGACCAACCACAUGAAUUGAAUACUGAAAAAUCAAAUUAUUAGGGUUAGGCUAAGACUUAAUUUGGGUUUCGGUUGAUUUUUCAAAACUUGAAUUGGCAAUAGAAUUUGUAUUCCUUCGAAACUCAAAAAAUCUCAACCUUAUCUAGAAAGCAAGAAUGCGAAAAGGAUCAGAAUUGAUAGUUCCAGAAAAACAAUUAUGAAAAUUUUGAAACGUAAAUUUUCCUAGAUUUUUUACUCACUUCUUCAAUGAAAAUUCCUCUAAACUGCUGAAAAAUCAUGGGGUGAUUCAGGUCGAAAAAAAAACUAAAAAAAAACUUUUUUUUACAAAAAAAAUUCGAUUCAGCAAAUGUCAAAAAACUAUAUUUUUUUCUAUUUCUCGACAUUUUUUGACAUUUUUUUUCAUUGAAACAUUUUCGCUGCGAGAUAUCUCUCAUUUUUGUGUGGAAAAAAAUAUAGUUUUUUGACAUUUGCUGAAUCGAAUUUUUUUGUAAAAAAAUGUUUUUUUUUAGUUUUUUUUUCGACCUGAAUCACCCCAUCACAGAAUACUAGGUUGUGUGUAAACACCGCGACGCACAAAUGCACACAUUGUGUACCGUAGUGCAACUUUUGCAGAAAAGCGCGCGACAAAUGUGUCCAAUUUCUUGGAAAUUUUUCGGCGCUUCGAAAAGCUUUGAAAUUAAAAUUUUCUGUCGUCAAAAAAUCCACCUCUCAUGGAAAAAUCGAAUUUUAAAAUUUGAGUGCUGAAAAUUUCUCAAAAAUUAAAAAUUUUGCCACGUGGCAUUUUUAAGGAAGUGAAUUAUUAUUAUGGCUGAAAAGUUUUUGUUUUUGAACACCAAAACAAAGAAAACACGAUUAAAUUCAUAUAAAUCUCAAAGAUAACAUCUCAUUUAUUUGAUUCGAAGAAAUUCACAUCAAAAGUUGUCAUUAAUAAAUCCUAGAAUUUAAUUAUAACCCUCAUUUUGACCCGAUUAUUUUUCAAUGAAAAAAAUCGAACGGCAAAUUUUUAUCGUAUUUGUUUUUUUCAUUAAAAAAUAAAUUUGAAACUGAUAAGGAUCCAGCAUUCUUUUGAUAUGAAACUUGUUCAAAAAAUUGAUUUUCAGAUAUUUUUAGGCUUAGGGUUGAAGCUUUAGGCUCUUAGAAUUUAGGUAUUAGACUUUGGACUAAUUAAGCUCAUGCUUAGGGUUCUUUAGGCUCAAGAUUCAUUAGGCUUAAGAUUCUUCAGGGUUCUUCACCCUAACUUCAGAUUCCAAAUGUGUUUUUUUCCAGAUCUCCGAAAAAAGUGGAUAGUGAAGCAUCAGAAGCAAUUCGACACAUGGGUGAAAGUUUAGUUGAAAGAAGAUUAAAAAUGUUCAAUCAACCACAGGCACGAAAUAAUGAAUUUUCGAGUCCAAUUGUAACGCAUGUUUCAACAAGUUCGGAAUCGAAAUCGGCACAUUCGAAUUUUGAAGUGUGAGUUUUUUUUGGGCGGGCUGAAAUUUGGGGAAUUUUGAGACCAAAUACGAUAGGAGAGAUUUUCAAAAUUCAAAUUUAAUUCCAUCAAAAAUCCACUUGGCUUUCAAAAAUUCAAAUUUUCUGAAGUUGAAAUUUUUUGAUCAAAGGUUAAAUUGUGCCACCCAUUUUUUCACAUUUUUCUAUUUCUUUCUAUUCUCCAAAAAAUGUCUUUUGUCCUUUUUAUUAUGAAUUGCUUUUGAAUCCAUCCAAACAUUUUCAUUUUUUUUCGUCUUCUCAAAAAAUUCCAAAUAUUUUGAACCUGAAAAAGUGCGCAAAAAUCUGAAAGAAUAAAGCAUAUUUUCAGCAUUGAACAGGUGUGUUCAUAAUAGUGUGAAUAAUAAGCCAAUUGGUGUAUUUUACACUACAUAGUCUUGGGCUUUUUUUUACACCACACGAAAAUGUUACUGCUUUCCUUUACUACUAUUUUGUUGUUGUUUCUUCGACCAAAAAUGCUUCUUUUUUUGGUUGUUUCUUCUUCUUCUUUUUUUCGCGUCUGAAUGAAUUUAUAAUCCGAAGCCCCGUAUUUAAUGCAUAGCUUAGUAGUAGUGGAGUAGAAAACAGAGAGGUGCGAAAACUGGUUUUACAAUCUGAUGUGGUGGUUUUUUUCUGUGUUGCGGUUUUUUGGGGAGGUCGAGAGGGUUUUUAUGAGGUUUUUUAUCGUUUUGGACCUGAAAAUUGAGACUUGUGUGAAAAUUUGGUUUUGAGAGGCUCUAGGCGAGAUUAGCGCGCACUGGGAAUCGAACCUGUGACCCGAAGAUUGACAGCAGCCACCAUUUCCACUGAGCUACCUAUUUCAGACAUUUUUCAAAAUUUUCGUCAUUUGGAAAAUUUUUGCACAUUUUUCUAUCAAAUUUAAAUUUUCAGCCGAUUUUUGAGGGGAACUUUGAAUUCCUAGAAAAAAAUCUGAUUCUGAGUUCUGAAUCUGUGAAAAAACAGAAUUUGAAUGAAAAUUCUCAAGCCUCUUUGAAAAAUUUUGAGCCCAAAAAUUAUCAUUUUUCUGUUGAAAUUUGUAUAAUUUAAAUGUGUCGACAAUAUUUUCCCCCAAAAAUUUCUAUACGGAAAUUAGAGAAUUCUGGGAUUUCUCAUUAAAUCCAGGAAGUGAAUCAUUUGUUAUUUUGUUUUGAUUGGCUGGCGGUACGUCCUUUGAAGCUCAAAAAAUUCUCCACCAGAAAUAUGACACGUUCUUUUUCCCCCUGAAAUAUUCAUAAGAGUCAUCCUUACAUAUUUCUCCAAGUUCCUUUUUUUUCUUGUUCUUGUUCUUGUUCGAAUUCCUCAACCGUGACCUGACCCUAUUCAGGAUUUUAAUCCACUUAGUUUCUCUUCCAAGUUACGCUAAAUGUAAUUCAUACAUUUUGUAACAUAUUGCUUUUGGUCAUCUCAUCUCCAUUCUAUUCUUCGUCAUUUUUGGUCAUAUCCAAUUUCUCCUCGUUUUUUCCAUGCUUUUCGUUCUAUCCGCAGUCAAGUGGCCCUUCUGUCAUCAUAAUUAAAGAGAAGAUUCAGCCAUGUGAAAAAAUAAUAAUAAAAUACAUGUGUUCCUCUCUUUUGUUAUUAGGCCUCGAAUGUUUGUCAUGUUUCAUUAUUUUUUGAUGUUAGUUGUUUAGUUUUGGAGGCAAAAAUUGAAUAUUUUUGAAUAUUUUUAUACAUAGUUUGGUGCUGCUUUGUGACUUUUGAAUUUUGUUCUGCUGAAAUCAUCUGACAUUCUUAAUUUUCAAAUGUUGUUUGGUCGAACUUGAAUUUAUUUCAAGUAAGUUCAGCCACGAAAAAUCCAGAAUCUGAAAUUACAGCAGACAUUUUCUGUACCAGAAUCCUUAGUGUCCAGAGGUUUUUUUUUUGAAAAAAAUGAUUUCGGGAACCGGGAUUCGAACUCUGGUCUAUUUCGACAGCAUCCCAAUUUUAUUUUGAAAAUUUCAAUGCAGGAUACCUUUGCUUAGAAAUCCCGAAUAAUUUUUUUGAAGACGAAAAUCAGUAUUUUUUUCACUUCAAAAAUUAUUUCUUCAGGUUUUUUGGAUUUUCGCGCGAAAGUUGAAUUUUCACGAGAUUUAGUCCAUUUUAACCCUAUUCUCCCAUUGAACACAUUCAAAAUUAAUGAGAAAACUGGAUUAUCUGAGCCAACUUUUUAGUUCAAUUGUAAGUGCACAAAGUGCUUUCUGACAGAUGUAUUCAAGAAAAUUCUAGGUUAAAAUUAGAAUUUAAUUUUUUUUUAAAUUUGGCUCUGAAAAUUGGCUUCCGGAAAACCUUCUUCACUGAAGAAAUCCUCGAAGCUGUCAAAUUUAUGAACAAUUUUUCUUGGUUCAUUUUUGUUCCUCUCGUUUCAUUUAUAUGUAAAUUCCAAUUUUCUCCAUCACAAAAAUUGUAUCCAAUUAUUUCCUCGUUUUUUUUUCUUGCACUUUCCAUCAUAAUUAGAUCUAGACUGUAUAUUUUUCCAGAAAAUUAUAAUAUAAUAAGCCAAUUGAGAUUCGCUCUCAACUUUUGAAGCUUUGUCCUUCAAACGUACACACCUUAGCCAAAUAGCAAAAAAAAACACACAGUAGGUAGCAAGCAAGCAGGCAGGCAGGUAUAAUUGCCUUUUUGGAAAAUGAAAAGAAGAAGAAAUAACAGAUGUUCGAAAGAGGCGUUUCUUUAUACUUUUCACACCUUUUCGGUUUUAUUGGUAUUGUUAGAAAAGAAAAGAAUUGGAAUUGGUAUUAUAUCUAUUUCGGUUGUUUUGAAGAAAUAUCCGCUUUUUCAAGGUAGGGUUAGGCUAAGUUAUGAUUUUAGAGGAGUUAGAUUUGAGUUAUUGGAGAAAUUUCGAAUUUUUCGGAACAGGGAGCGCUUAGUCAAAGCUCAAGUUAAAGCUUGACUUAAUUUUAGGAAUUAUUUUAGUUUUUGAAAAAAAACGUGGAAAAUUUCGAAUAAUUUUCAAUUUUUCUUAAAAAAUGUAUUUUAGGAGAGGUUGAAUCGGAUAUUCUGGAAAUGCUGAUCCCGUUCCGAAUUUUGUUAAAAAUCUGAAGAUUUCGGGUCCAUCUGGGGCCGAAUUCAUAAAAGUGGUAUACGGUACCAAAAACAAAAUUUUUUGGUACGCCAAAUGUUUUUUCACUAAUUGAUUAUGGACCUUUUUUCGGCCCCAGAAUUUGCUCUGCUCCUGCUCCGAUUCAGCCCCCUUUCCUAUGAUUUUCCGAAACCUCCAUAUUUUAUUUUAUCGUUCUCAAAACGUACCACAAUCAACCUUCAAAAUCACCCCAGGUGUUCACAAUUUCUUUUCCCAAAAAUAGCAUUACUUCACUUCACCAGAUGUCCUUUUACAUCUGUUUUUAUACUUCGCCUUUCAUUUUAUAUGGUGUGAUUAUACAUUUUUGUAUAUUGUAGUUGUGUAUUCCAUCACUAUUACUAUACAGGGUGACAACAAAUUAUAGCGACAAAAGUAUAUGCUGAUCUGACAGUAAUCACGCAGCAAUUUUUUAUGAUUUCAUUGCUCAAAUUUUCUCAAAAACCAUCAUUUUAUAGUUCCUAAUUAGUAUACUAACUUGUUUUUGAUUAUGAACACAAAAAAUUUCACAAAGUUGGAAAACGAUGGUUUUCAAAAUUUCGCUUUUUGACGAUUUUUUUAAUUUUCGAUAUUUUAUCGGCUAAUUGUUUCAUGUCUGUAAGUAAUAUUUCAUAACUAUAAUUUUUAGUUUAGGUAAAGUAAGUAUUGGGGAAGGUUCAGCACAAAUAUUAUUACAGCUACCCGACUUUCAGACUUUUUUAGAUGUGGUUAUAUUGAACCAACACUUGCGAGUAUCACAAUUUCAUUUUUUGAUAAAAUUGAAAUCUGGGGAAACAAUUCCAAUAUUUAUAAGUAUGAAUGAUUGCAAAUAGUCUGAAUACUAUCAAAAAUUGUCGAAAAAAAUUUUGAGCAUGAAUCCUCUUCAUUUAUUAGAGUUAUUAACGGAUGAUCAGAAUCAACUGAUGGAUUUUGAGAAAUUAUGAUUUUUGGAAAAGUUGCAUUUCUUUCAAAUUUUAUUUUUGAAAAUCAUAUUCGUGAUAUAAGAACAUUCACUAAACACCUUUGGAACAAUUUGAAACAUUAACAUCGUUGAAAAAAAAAUAUUGGGACAUUUUUUAAUUUUGACAUGAUUUGAAAAUUCACAAAAUUCCGAAAAUUCAUGAUAAUUGAAUCCCGGUGGAUUACUCAUUUGAAGAUCAGAAAUUGUUAUAACUGUGAAACAGUGUGUAUUAUGAUCUAGAAAAACUAUUUUGAGCGAGAAAUAUGAAAUUUAUCAGCCAGGGAAAAUUUUUGUUGAACAAAGUAUCUAGCGAGUACGGAAAGAUUUUUCAUAACUCUUCGAAGGGCAGAAAAAAUAUUGUGAACUUUCCGAGAACUCUUGAUAUUUUUUCUGCGUGGUCCUGGAUAGUCAGGAAAGUCUCAAAAAAAUUUUCAUAGAGAUCGGUUAAGUACGACAGUCACCAGAGUUAGUGGAAUUUGUCGCUAUAAUUUGUUGUCACCCUGUAUACAAUUAUAAUCUUUGAUAAUGAGUAAAAGAAGAAAAUCCGUAAAUAAGAGAAAGAUGAGGUAAAUCGUUCGACCUUGUUGUUAUUUCCGAUUAGAAUCUUUUUUCUUCUCGUCCGAAUUUCGACUUUGUUUCUUCUUCUUCUUCGUUCCACUAACAACACAAUGCGAUUAAUGUAAAUAUAUAUAUGGUUUUUUAAUGCGCGGAUAACAGCCCGGCAAAUUAUUUGCUCUGUUCCGCCUGAUUUUUUAUUGGCGGGGCGAAAACCUUAAAAAUACAAAUAAUAAUAGAAAUUAGUUUUGUUUGUUUUCUUACACUAUACGUUUAUGACACAUUUUUGCUGUGUUUAUUUGACUGACAGUUUUGGUCCCCUCCCAGUUUCUAUGUCCUCCCAAAUACGUCUGUGAUCUCGAAAAUAAACAUUUUUUGCGAGUAAUUUGAUAUCUAUCUCAACGAGGUCACAGAGGAAAAAAACUGUUGCUUGGUGGAAAAUUGAUUUUCAAAUACUUUUGAGAUUUUUGAAUUUUAUUCUUAGGAUAGAUAGCCCUGAGACUAUUCGAAUGAUAUAAAUUUUGAUGAAUUUACGUUAGCUAUAAGUGAUUUAGCGGCUUUUAGUGGAUUUUUUAGACCUUAAGCCUGAAAAAGUCACUAAGUCACUUAUGGGUAACGUAAAUUCAUCAAUAUUCAAAUCAUUCGAAAAUGUUUUAUCCUAUAAAAACUAUUUCAACCCAUUUGCGUAAAAAAACGAAUUUUUUUCAAUUUUUAAUCGGUUUAGUAAUUUUUUAUCAAAAAAAAUUCCAAAUGACUCACCUAAAUGAAAUAUUUUAAUAAAUAUAUUUCUAAUAAUCAAUAACUGGUUAAAAGUUGUGUAAUAGUACUUUUUGUUGUUUACAAUUCAAUUAGGGUUUUCUUCUUCCUCUUCGAGAUUUUUGAUUCCUAUGUUGUUAGCAUUAAAAUAUUAGAACUUGUGUCUAGUAGCUGAGCCUAGCGAACCUAGGUGUCUAGGAGCCACGCCUAGAGAUCCACUUUGGCAAGGAGCCACGCCUUGAGAGCUUCUAUGUCAAGCAGGGAAGCCUUCCCUUCCAAGUUUUUUCUCUCCCUUCGUUUUUUGCCUUCCAAAAAAAUAAACAUAGUUUGGUGAUAGGCGGCCAUAUUCUAUUAUUGACAUAUCUAUCACACACACGACGAACACUUUUUCGCGCAUGAUCCGCCACUUUCUCCAUUCAUUUUGUCAUUUUUCAAUAUAUAUUAUAUUUUCUCCCGGUAUAUAUUUAUUAAUUUAUCAAUUGAUGAUGAUGAUUGAUUGCAAUAUUUUUGGGUUUCAUUUUCUGAUUGAUUUUUGAAUGUGAUUUUCAGCCUGAAAAACUCGGGGAAAGCUGGAUAUUGGAAGAUUUUGAAUAUUAAUUUAAUUUCAGAAAAGCAUCAAAUUUCAUUUUAUGAAAUUUCGGCCCAAAAGCUUACCUCAAAAUUUAUUACCUAAAUUUACCCUAAUUUUAAAAAAUGUAAAAUUACUCUAAAAUUUCCCUUCCCAAUUUUAGGGCCCAUGGCUUUAAAUAGACUCUAGUCUACAUAGGCUUAAGUCUAAGACUUAAGCCCAAAUCUUAGGCUCAAGUCUGAAUAUGUCUGGUCUAAACCAGGCUCUAAAUAGACUCUAGUCUAAACUAAUCCUCAAACAUUAUCACGUAAUUUAUAUAUUUUUAACCGAAUCCUCUUUUUUUCAUACCCCUGACCCCUUUUCCCAAUAAAUAACUCUCAUUCCUCAUUCUUUUCUUUUUUCCAGAUCCACUCCACUUCAACCAAAAAACAAUCGAAUUCAAGCGAUUCAAAAUAUGGGAAAUAAUGUGUCGACUCCUCAACCGAUCCGGGAUUUGAUCAACAAAUUCGACAGCCUCGAUUUGUGUGGUUCGAUCAAAAAAGAGGAUUUGAAAGAUGAUGAAAAUGUGGAGAAAAUUCAACCACAUCGAUUGAUUAUUAAUGAGACAGUGCAGGUAACUUUUUGCUAAGCCUAAAAAUUUAAAACAAAAUUAAAAAAUUUAGGAAUUCGAGAAAGAUCCGAAUGGAAAUGAGACAACUGAGGAAGUGUCGGAAAAAUCGAAAUCUUCAGAUUUUGAAGAUGUUGAGAUCGGAAGCACCGCCACAACAAAUGGAGAAGAUAAUAAUAGUCAACCUGGAGAACACUUUAAAAUUGCGUUAGAUGUUGAAAGUGAUAGUGGAAUUUCGGGAUCUGGGAAUUUUUCACCGGAAAGUUCGAAGAGAGCAGCAGGAGAAGCUGAAAAUUCAGAGGAAAAUGAGAAUGAGUUCCAGAAACUGCAUGAUAGUGUCAAAAAGGAGUUGCAGCAGAAAAUGGAAGAAGCUAGCAAGGAUUUGGAAAAUGUUGAUGUGAGUUUUGGUGUUUUUGGGGGAAAAUUUGAAAAUUGAAAAAUUUCCCGCCAAAAACCACAGUAACCCGAUUUUUGGCGUUGAGACCAUUUUUCUGAAACCAAAAAUGCCACGAGAAAUUUUUUAAAUUUUGAAAAUUUUCGCGCGAAAGCUAAAAGCUACAGUAGAAUUUUUUAAAUUUUUUGUGCAAAAAUAUAAAGAUAGAAAUAUUUUUGGACAAGAACGUGGCAAUUUAGAACAAUUUGUUUUUGAAAAAUAUAUUGAAAAUCUUCCCGCCAAAAACCACAUUAACCCGAUUUUUCGCGUUGUGACCCUUUAAAAUUUAAAAUUUUCAAAAAUUUACGUUUUUUUUUACUCAAACAUUUUGAUGUAGAACAACUUUUCAACAAUAUAUAAAUGUUGCAGGAUCUACCCGAAAUUUGCGCUGAUUCCCUUCGAGCUGCCAACGGAAAUGCGCAUUUAUUGGUCCGAAAAAAGUUUGGAAAAUUUGAAGAGUUGAUCGGAAAAUAUUUGAAACCCAUCGAAGGCGAUCCAAUGCCUGUUAAUUCCGCUGAUUUGGAAGCAUUUUGGGCGACAAUUGAUAUGGAAUUGAGUGGAAUUCGAAAAGAAUUUGAAAAAGUUGAGAAAUUCCGAAAUGCUCAAUGGAAUCCUGAAGCUGUGGAAGAAGAGAAAGAAGAGGUGAAGAAAAUUGAGCCGAAGAAAGUUGUGCCGAAAAAGAAAGUUGAGAUGAGUGCAGAAGCGAAGGAGAAAAUUGAGAAACAACGUCAAGCUGCGGAAGCUCGAAGAGCUGAAAUGCGCUCGAAAAUGCGUCAAAAAAUGGCGGAAAUUCAAAAAAAUACUAACGAAAAACUUGAAUCCUGA
Messenger RNA from Caenorhabditis angaria, 11018 nucleotides. The record is from the annotation of a GenBank genome assembly. Lineage: Eukaryota; Metazoa; Nematoda; Chromadorea; Rhabditida; Rhabditidae.